Molecule: messenger RNA, 2193 nt
Organism: Saccharomycodes ludwigii
Lineage: Eukaryota; Fungi; Ascomycota; Saccharomycetes; Saccharomycodales; Saccharomycodaceae
Gene: UTP8
Product: Utp8p
Exons: 1
Coding region: 1-2193 (730 amino acids)
Source: RefSeq, a predicted model, not a curated record
AUGACCUGCUCAAUUUCGCAAUCAUUUAGGAUAGCUGCAUUACCUAAAAUAGCUUCCUUAAACAACUUUUCCAAACAAACUACAUAUUUGCAGUUGACAGAAUCCUCUCCAGUCACUGAAAAGUCAAAUUUUAUAAAUAUUGGUAUUAGUGGUUCAUCUUUAUCCCAGUUUAUUAUCAAUCCCACCCCAAAAUUAGUUUUCAAUCAUUCUAUCCCUUCAACAAAUACGGUUACUGCAUUUGAUGUCUUGGAAAUAGAAGAUCAGCCGGAACAUGUAGAUGAACAAACGGAUGGUACGAUCAAUUCUAAUGUAUCAGCAAGAGAAUACUGGGUUUAUGGACUAUUGGCCAAUAAUAAAGUGUCUACUUUGAACUUUUUCACACGUACUUUGAACAAUAACAGUACUAGCGAUGGAGUUGAACCGGAUAGCAGUAACAAUACUACUACCAAAGUUACCACCUUAAAGGUGGACAGUAAAAUUGUGGAUUUAAAAAUUUUAAAUAAAAAUUCCACCAUAAUUUUGAUCGUUUUUGAUAAUGGGUUAAUUCAAUUAAGAGAUUUGAAAAAUAUACAAAAGAUUGUAUAUUCUAUUGAUACUUUAUAUGAGUGUUUUAAUUAUUCCGCCUUUUUUGUGGAGAAUGAUAAGACUUACCUAUUUACUUUAUCCCGUUUGAAACCAGAAAAAAAUAAUAGCAGUAAUACUGGUAUUGUUUACAAGUUAUUCAAUAUUGAUUGCACUCACCAUACAAUUAUAGAACUAAAUACUAUAGUGAUAGAAGAUUUUAAUAUAAUUGAGGAAAUCAACAAAAAGUUUUAUAACAAUGGAAAAUAUUAUCAAUUGAAUAGUUCUGACAAAGCCAUUGAGAUUUAUCAAUUACCAAAUUUUCAAUUUAAAGCUAAAAUUGAUGUUUCUAAUAUUUUUCUUGAUAUUUACCAAGGGAGUAACCAAGAAGAGGGUAAGCAAGAAGAUAUUACCAAAAAGAUAUCAUUCAAACCAGUUGCCUCAAGUAGAUGUUUAUUGACCGUGAAAAAUGAAAUUUUCUUGUUGGAUUUACAACACCAAACUCUUUUAACUAAAAGGGAAUUGAGUGGGAAUAUUGAAACUUUUCAAAUCUUGCAAGCCGGUGUAAUUUCUGGUUCUUCCAAAUCAAGUGAUUCAAAUACUAUUGCAUUGGGUGUUUCGACGAAACAUGGUUCCAAUCCUUCUUCAUAUUUAGAUAUUGUUAACAUUAAUGUUGGCAACGGUUCUUUAAGAGAAUCUUUGGGGAAGAGUUUUUCUUUGAAAAGAAAAGAGUCAUGCGGUGAUAAAUUUGCGUCUUUAAUGUGUCCACUCUUUCAAGAUACAAACGGUAAAGAUGAAAAGGAUUCUGUUUUGGUUGAUUUUAAUAAAGCCUUAAAAGCGUUGGGUAACUUAACUAAUGAUCCAUCUAAGUUUGAUGAAACCUUUUUCCAAGUUUUAAAAAUUAACCAAAAUGGCUAUUAUAUGGAAGACACAGAUAGAUUCAUCAAUAACCCGAAGUUUAUUUCUGAAUUGGUUGAUACAGUUUUAAAUAGUUUUAUUGCCAAAAAAAUAAGUACCAAAAGUUUUACAUAUUUAUUAACACAUCCAUACUUUCCCAGAACCAAAACAAUUGGUUUACUAGAUAGAUUGAGAUUUGAUUCCAGGUUAUUUAAACAGUGCAUUGUAACAUGCCCUGGGUUAAAGUUAGACGAAUUAUUGGAGGAACUAUUCACUAUUAAAAAUGACGAAUUAUUAUUGGACUUAUCAUUAAGAAUAUUACAAGAUUUUAGUAAAGAUGAGAUUAUUAAGAGCAUAAAACAGGUUAGUAGGGUGACUAUAACCAAUUUUUUGGAAUUUAUCAUAAAGAGAACAGACAGUACAGCUGAAGAAGAAGAAGAAGAAGAAGAGGAUGAUGAUGUUGAUAUUAGUAAAGACAAGUUAAAGGCUAUGCCACAGUUAUUACAAUUUUUAUCAUUAUGUUUGGAUUCUUUUGAUAUAUUUCAAUUAGAAUUGAGCUUUUUGCUUAAAUUGAAUAAAUUUAUCACCGAAGAAAUUAGCUUAGUCGAAACCAACAAUGAUCUAUUGAACUUAUUGAGUAAUAAUGAUAAACUAACAAAUAAAUCGGCAUUUACAUUUACAAAAGAGUAUAAAAAUGAUGUUGUUGAAUAUUUUGUAGAAACUUUAAAGUAUUAA